AGAUUAAGCCUUAAUGGUGCAAUUAUCAUAGUGAAGACUGCCGGGUUCUAAUGUAAUUUGAUUAAUUACGCUGGUGGUCAUAUUUACACGUCCGAAUCAGAUGUGCUCAUAAUUAUCGACGCAGCGCUGACAUGUAUCUGUCUUUUGGGUUUCUCUGAAAUUGCAGCGGUAUCAUGAAGUAGAACCGCUGUUUGAUACCCACAUUCUCCAUUCUCGAUGGGGUUCGAGGUCGGUUGGUAAAGCCGGAGCUGCUGCAUUGUGCUAACACAGGCGUCGAACUGCUUAUAACUUGAUGUUAGCACAAAACAGCAGUCACCAAAAGUCUUGCUUAGUUGGUUUUUUAUAUCUCUGACCUACGGCCAUUCAUUCAUAUGAAAUCAAACUUGGAAGUCUUGAACAAGGGUCUGUCUAUGGGCAAAGACUAAACCUGAGAAUGAAUCCAGAUGAUCACUUCAACUUGCUUGCUUUUGUAUACUGAUCACAAAAAAAAAAAGUAAAAAGAUCGAAAAUUAGCUCAUGAGGUGAGAAUUGUUAAUUAGUAUCGACUAAACUAUCCUCAACAAAGCUCCAACAUUUGAAAAUCUUUGAGGAAGAAAUAUUUGAGUUGGCAAUUCUAUACACGUCUGACAAGGAAACAAAAAAAUGGUUGGAAAACAUGAAUAUAAGCAGUUCACGUGUGUUAACGAAAAUGGACUUUAUGGCUAUUUAAUGUCUGUCCUGGAUGGCUAGUACGUACUGCUUCUUAUGUCUACGUGACAAAAGCUCAAUGAGUUGGUUGUGGAGACAGACAUAACGCUCUGAAUGUCAAAUUAAUAGCUUUGCCCCAUAAAGACCAGAAUCCAUACACGAGCUAGAAAAUGAGUACUGCAACUUCAAAAAUUAGUUUUAAGGAAGAAAGGGAUUGAUGAUUGCUGCCUGUGAUUGACGAAUUGCUCCACCUUUGAAACGUCUCGACCAGUCAAUUCAGGUCUUGGUGUCCAGCAUUGGAGGAGAUGAAAUUGAUCCUACUAUUCUCCGUCUCACUCUGGAUGUGUUCCUCUUUCAGCAAUUCACAAAAGACCAUCCAAAAUCGCACUUCCAACUUCCAAGUUGGGGUGAUUCUUGAUUUGAAGUCAGUGGUCGGAAGCAUGGGUCUAAGCUGCAUGUCCAUGGCCCUCUCUGAUUUCUAUUCGAUUCACAGCAACUACUCGACGAGACUUUCUCUUCAUGUUAGGGACUCUCAAGGACAAGUCGUUGAAGCAGCUGCUGCUGGUACAUAAACCUCAGCUCCCCCAUUCCGUGCAUUACAUAUUCUGAACACACUCAUAUCCUGAGCUUGUUUUAGUUCUUGUGCAACUCUAGGUCUCGAUUUGUUGAAAUUUGUCAAGGUAGAUGCAAUCUUAGGUCCUCAGACAUCUGCACAGGCCAACUUUCUAAUGGAUCUUGGAGAUAGAGCUCAGGUCCCCAUAAUUUCUUUUUCUGCAACAAGUCCUUCUCUUCAUACUCGAACUCCGUACUUUGUGCAAGCCACACAAGGCGAUGACACUCAAGUUGGUGCAAUUGCUGCCAUAGUUAAAGCCUUCCAGUGGAGUCAGGUUGUUAUCAUCUAUGAAGACUCAGAAUAUGGUAGUGGCAUUGUCCCAUACUUAUCUAAUGCAUUCGAAGACGUGAACGCACACAUUCCAUAUAAAAGUGUAUUUCCUGUUUCAGCAAGUGAUAACUUUGUACUCAAAGAGCUAUACAAGAUGAUGACUUUACAGACAAGGGUGUUUGUGGUCCAUAUGUCACCUACUCUUGGUGCCAGACUCUUUCGGAAAGCCAAGGAAAUAGGAAUGAUGGAGAAAGGUUAUGCCUGGAUCAUAACCAGUGGACUAAUGGAAUUAGUCUACUUGAUGGAUUCUGAUGUUGCUGAAGCAAUGCAAGGGGUAUUAGGUGUGAAACCGUUUAUACCAAAAUCUGAGCAGCUAAACUCUUUUGCCAAUAGGUUGAAGAAAAAGUUUCUCGAGACGAGUCCUGGCCUCGGACGAUCAGAUUUGAGCAUUUUUGGCUUGUGGGCAUAUGAUACAUUGUGGGCACUGUCUAUGGCUGCAGAAAGAGUUGGAUUAAAAGAGCCACCAAAGGCUUUUGAGAAUUCAAUUGUUAAUCUCAAUGUUUCAGACCUUUUCAAUUUUAAAACGUCAGGAAUCGGCCCACAGCUUGUAAAAGCAAUGUCAGAGACCAAAUUUGAGGGGCUUUCAGGGAAGUUUCACCUUGUAGAUGGCAAGAUGGAGUCAUCAUCCUAUCAGAUAAUUAAUAUAGUUGGGAACGGACAGAAGGAGGUCGGAAUAUGGAUUCCAUCUCUUGGAAUAAGGAGGGAACUGAACAUGAACACCACAGCUCAUCAUACAAACUCGAGGGAAUAUAUCAGGAGUAUUAUAUGGCCUGGUGAUUCAACAGUUGUGCCCAAGGGCUGGGAACUUCCGGUGUCUGGUAAAAAACUAAGAAUUGGAGUGCCGGUGAAAGCUGGUUUCACAGAUUUCGUGAGAGUCACAAGGGAUGGCCAGGCUAAUUCCCGCAUCAGUGGAUUCUACAUAGACGUGUUCAAAUCUGUCAUGGAAGCAUUGCCAUAUGCUGUGCCAUAUGAACUUGUUCCUUUCGAAAAUCCUGAUGGCUCUAGUGCAGGAACGUAUAAUGAUCUUAUUUACCAAGUGCUUCUUCGGAAAUAUGAUGCUGCAAUUGGAGAUAUAACUAUCACAGCGAACAGAUCAAAAUACGUGGACUUCACACUGCCAUUUGCAGAAGGAGGAGUUCUUACCAUCGUUCCAGUCACGUAUGAAGAUGUCAAUGAUAUAUGGGCUUUCCUAAAGCCCCUAAAGAAAGAACUAUGGCUGACAAGUAUAGCAUUUUUUUUCUUUACGGGUCUGACGGUUUGGAUACUAGAACAUAGGGUAAGCUCUGCCUUUCGAGGACCUCCUUCGCAACAUGUUGGCAUGAUCUUCUACUUUCCCUUCUCAACGCUAGUAUUUGCACACCGAGAAAAAAUAGUGAACAACUUAGCUCGACUGGUUGUAGUGGUAUGGAUGUUCGUCAUACUCAUCCUGAGCUCCACUUACACUGCAAGCUUAUCAUCAAGAUUAACCGUACAAAGGCUUCAACCAUUAAUCACAGAUGUCAGUGAGCUCAUCAAGAAUAGAGAUUUUGUGGGGUGCCAAGAAGGCUCAUUCAUAGUAGAUUUCUUGAAAAAACAGGGAUUUGAGGGAUCCAGGAUCAGGACAUUCACCUCCGCACACGACUGUGACGAAGCCUUGUCUAGAGGAAGUAAAAAUGGUGGCAUAUCAGCAUUCUAUGAUGUCAUUCCCUACUCCAAGCUCUUCCUAUCCAAACAUUGCGACAAAUACAUGACAGUUGGGCCUACCCAUCGCACAGAUGGCUUUGCCUUUUCUUUCCCUAAAGGAUCUCCUUUAGUUGCUGAUGUGUCACGUGCAAUCGUCGAACUAACAGAGAAUGGGAAGAUCCUGGAAAUGGAGCAAAAUUGGUCGAGGAACGAACCAGGCUGUGCAGGACCAGACGACAGCAUGAACUCAAUCACGAUCUCAUUGCAAAGUUUCAAAGGCCUUUUUGCCAUUACAGGAGGAGUUACAGCAGUAUGCCUCCUCAUUUUCAUAGCCAGCUACUUCUACAAGUACAGAGAUUUCCACCGGAGAAUCUCAAAUUCGCGAACCACAAUUUGGUCAAAAGUCGUAGCAGUUUGCAGACACUUUGAUCAGAGAUCUCUAUCAUCCGGACAACCACAAGAUAAACUUCCAGAAUCUGGAGUUACUCAUAAUAAUUCUUCAGAAAAUUCUAUCCAACCAACAGAUUUGCCAACACAUCAUCAUUCCAACUCCAAUGAUAUUGUGUCCUCUGCACCAGAAGACGUACAGGAUGCAAGUGGAACAAUUCAUUAUUCAAAUUUGGAAGACAUGUCUGCUGAACAACACUCAGGAGUGGUCCAUCCAUCUGCAUAACUGAACUAAAGAUAGUUACAGUUUUCAGUGUGCAAUUUUCUGUUUCUUUUUUGCCUUUUCUGGGACAGUAAAGUUGCUCCGAACGUAUUACCAACUAAUUGUGCAGUUCUAUCAUU
Messenger RNA from Capsicum annuum, 4081 nucleotides. RefSeq names its product glutamate receptor 2.8. The record is from RefSeq and is a predicted model, not a curated record. Bases 1416 to 3965 code for a protein of 849 amino acids. Gene Ontology annotation, molecular function: glutamate-gated receptor activity. The transcript has 6 exons. NCBI's taxonomy places the organism in Eukaryota, Viridiplantae, Streptophyta, Magnoliopsida, Solanales, Solanaceae. Gene Ontology annotation, cellular component: plasma membrane.